Aspergillus chevalieri is the source of this 696-nucleotide messenger RNA. RefSeq lists its product as uncharacterized. The transcript has 2 exons. NCBI's taxonomy places the organism in Eukaryota, Fungi, Ascomycota, Eurotiomycetes, Eurotiales, Aspergillaceae. The record is from RefSeq and is a predicted model, not a curated record. The coding region runs from base 1 to 696 and encodes 231 amino acids.
AUGAAAGGUCAAUGCCUAUUGAGGUUCCUCCUUGGAACCCUGCUGGUGGUUCUGCUUCUUGCAGCGCAAGUGCUCACCACACCGGUCCCACUUCCGCAACAAGGGCAACAAAAGCCCGAGCCAGCUCUUGAAACAACGACACAGUCACAUCUGGAGAGUCUGUGGCUUAAAGCCAAAAAGAAGUUGACUGUGGGCAAUGUCGAACAUUUUACAUUGGACCCAACCAAGGCUGUUAGCUAUGGAGCGACUGAAAUCUAUGGCUGCACUGUUCUUGUGGUUGUGGAUGGACGCAGUGUUACCAUUGGUCACUUCCCCCAGGAAUCAGGAUCAGGCAUCACAAUGGAGAAUGAGCAGCAUACGCAGCAGAAAAUCAUUGACCCAAUGGAACGCAAUCUUGUCCUGGCUGACUACACAACACAGUCAGUGGCCUAUAUUGUGCACUCAGCCACCCAAUAUUCAGUGGGAUAUAAAAAAAUUAAAGAAUACUUGGUCAACGAAAAUGUGUCAGAGGGAAACAUCCACAGUAAACCAUAUACUGCAGGUUUGUCUACUGUUGGCCACCGAGGGAAGGUUUUGGUGACCUGGGAUCCUAAGGACGAAGGAGGAGCGACCAUGAAGGUUUACAUCCAAAAUGACAAUCCUAUAUACGUGCGAGACUAUGAUGCAAAUGGGGACCCUUGUGAAUUGAUUGGUUGA